This is a messenger RNA of Anopheles darlingi, 1185 nucleotides long. RefSeq names its product astacin-like. The record is from RefSeq and is a predicted model, not a curated record. Bases 1 to 1185 code for a protein of 394 amino acids. Gene Ontology annotation, molecular function: metalloendopeptidase activity; zinc ion binding. The transcript is spliced from 2 exons. Gene Ontology annotation, biological process: proteolysis. NCBI's taxonomy places the organism in Eukaryota, Metazoa, Arthropoda, Insecta, Diptera, Culicidae.
AUGGUUAACGGCAGAGGAAUUUUAGUCGCGGCGUGUUUGGUGUUGUGCGGUUGCGCCUUCGUGGAAGCACAGUGGCGCAUUACCGAUCCCAGCUAUCUCGUUGGCGAACGGCUGAGAAGCUACCAUCAUCAACAUGGGCAUCUGCCACGAAGUCAGCGACGCCGUCCGUACGAGUUCGGUAAAGGUGUAUACCAUGAGAUGGACAUCAUGUUGAAAGCUCCACGCCAACGGAACGGUGUCGCUCUGACGGCAUUCCCGGACAGCCGUUGGCCAAAUGCAAUCGUACCGUAUGUCAUUACGGGAUCGUUCACUGCGGCGGAACAAGCGAUAAUUUUACAGGGAAUGAAUGAGAUUGCGACCAAAACCUGUGUACGCUUUGUGGCCCAAACGACCCAGCCACUGUACGUCUCAAUCACCAACACGGCCACCGGUUGCUGGUCGUAUGUUGGUCGCAGCUUGACCAACACGGAGAACCAGGUUAACCUGCAAAACCCAUCCUGCGUCGAUAUCAGUACCGUCGUCCAUGAGCUGAUGCACUCGAUUGGGUUCUACCAUGAGUUCACGCGCCCCGAUCGUGACUCCUAUGUAUCGAUUGACCAGGGUGCGCUCGAUCCGCAGUAUCAGACGGCCACGUUCUACAAGGAUAACUUCCAGAAGAUGGCCUACAGCGAUGUCGUGCUGUAUGGGCGCCCGUACGACUACGGCAGUGUGAUGCACUACUCGAAGUACGCGGCCGCCGCCAGCCGAUCCCGGCCAGUCAUGAACAACCUGCAGCCCUGGACGGGAGACUUUGGCAACGAUUACGGUCUCUCACCGUCCGAUGUCAUCGACAUCAACUACAUGUACUGCAAUGGUACCUCCACUACUACCGCCGCGGCAACAACCACGACGACGACGACGACGACGACCAAGGCGGCCACAACAACCGCUGCUGCUGGAAGUACUACUAAGGCCACUGGGACCACCACUGCUAGAGUAACGAGCACAAGGGCCACCACUACUACUGCAGCGCCCACUAGGACUACCACUACUACUGCAGCUCCUACUAGGACCACCACCACGCGUCCUCCUUUCGUUACAAUAUUCCCCAGAGAUUCCGGCAUCAUAGUACGUAUCAUCGAUGGCCCGAUCACCACGCUGAUUAAUCUGAUUCGAGGUCUUCCAAUAUUCAACCUGUUCGGAUAA